This is a messenger RNA of Malania oleifera, 1834 nucleotides long. RefSeq lists its product as uncharacterized. The record is from RefSeq and is a predicted model, not a curated record. The transcript is spliced from 5 exons. Bases 270 to 1634 code for a protein of 454 amino acids. Lineage: Eukaryota; Viridiplantae; Streptophyta; Magnoliopsida; Santalales; Ximeniaceae.
AUUUAUUUUUUGUUGGGAUUUUGGGACGACCUUUAUCGGACGGUUAGGUUUUGCUGGGUGUAGAGGUAUAUAUUUGAACAUUUUAGGGUUUUUUCUUCCAUCAUUUGAUUCAUUUCCAUUCGGCCGAGGAACGCAGUUGUGAUUUCCUCUUUCUCUGGAUUCAGUCUUUUGUUCUCAGUUUCAUCUGCUGCAGGUUCCCCGGUCUUCUCUCUCGUUAUCCAUCAAUCCUUUGCAGUUGAACGCCUUUCUUUGUGAUCACCUAAGUGACCAUGGCAAAUAAAGGCAAGGAUGAGGGCUCUAAAUCAAUACUUGAAAAGAAUGAUUCAGGUAAUAAUGUUGAAACUAAGGCAACUAUAUCUGAGCUCGUGAACAUGAAUGUUGAAGACCCCACUACUAUUGUCAAGGGUGAAGAUAAGGAAGAGAAUAAAAAAGAAGAGGUGAAUAAUGAACAACUUUCUAGAGAAAAUUCCAAGGGAAAGGUUAAGAAGUUGAGGAAAAGGAAAAAGAAGAAUACGACAUCGGGGAACACGAAUACGGUGGUUGCUAUUGAUGUAAAGAAGCCUGAGUCUUCAACCAAGAAGGCUAAGAAGAGGGUUGAGGGCUCAGGAAUGAUAUUUAUGUGCAGUUCAAAGACAAAGAAAGAUUGCUAUCGUUAUAAAGUUUUAGGGUUGCCUGCAAGCAAGAAAGACGUGGUAUCAAAGGUUUAUAAAGGCAUGCGGCUUUUUUUGUUUGAUAUUGAUUUGAGGUUGAUGUAUGGAAUCUACAAAGCUACAGCGCCGGGAGGCUACAAUAUUGAGCCAAAGGCUUUCAAGUCGGUUUUCCCAUCUCAGGUCCGGUUCACUGUAUUGGAAGACUGCCUGCCGUUGGCAGAGGAGGAGUUCAGAAAGGUUAUCAAGGACAACUACUACACUAGGAACAAGUUUAAUUGCCAAUUGAAAUCUGAGCAGGUUAAGAAGUUGUGCAAGCUUUUCCAGGCUGGCAGUAAGCGUCCCAAGUUUGAUAGGGUGGGUCGAAGCAGCAGAGUAUCUACCCACACAUUUGUAGACAGAGACAGAAUCAAGCCGCGAGAUCGGGAGGACGAGGAGCACCUUCCAUUGGAUGGCCGUUCUUUCAUGCAUGAAAGGGAGGGCUUUGCUCCUCCUGGGGUGCCUGCCCCACGACUGCCUCUACCUCCAGUGCCAGCCCCUGCUCCCCCUCCAUUGUAUGCCUAUGAGCGGCCUGUGGAGAUGGAUGCUUACAGACGGGAUACUCUCCUUGAGCAUCGUGACUUGCGGAAGUUAGAUCAGGAACGGAGGCUUCGAGAUGAGAUUGUGCACCGUGAUCCUUACAGUGUGUACAAUGAACCCCCUCCGUCGUACCGUGAACCAGCAUAUUCUGUUGGCUUGCCACCCAGGUACCGUUCCGAGUACUAUCCUGCUGCAGUCCCACCGCCGGAGUACAGCCCCGUUAGCCCGCCACCCCGAUACCACCUACCUGCUGCAGUUCCGCCACCUGAAUAUCAGCCUCGGUCACCCCGGUACCACCUGCCUGCUUCAGUUCCGCCACCAGAGUAUCAUCCUCGGUCACCCCGUUACCACCUGCCUGCUGCAGUUGCGCCACCUGAGUAUCAGCCUCGGUCUUCAUACCGUUAUUAAACCUCAGUGCCAAAUGAACUUUGAUGUAUUGAAAAUCGACCAUUGGUGGUUAAUUUUCAAAUUCAAAAUGACUCCCGCUUUGAUGGAUUAGUGUGUUGAUGUGUAAACAUGUUGCAUUGGGUAGGAAUUGGUUUUUGGCCAAGAAACUGGUUGAAGCUGUUGUAUGACCCAUUAUCUCAUCUGAGGAAGUGACUUCUUUC